UCUGAGAUGACAACUCUUCUCUGUUGAGUAGACUGUGCGAGACUGACUAUAUUCUGAGUUACAGUUACAGGAUUCUUAAAGCAUGUUGAUCCUCAUUAGUGUUUAAACUUUAUUUUGACCACAGUCCGCUGAUACACCAGCGCUGUUUAUGACUGUUUUAAAGUGUUAGAUUGGCGAAAAACAUGACUGCCAAUGAAGACCAGGAGAUGGAGUUGGAGGCUCUGCGUUCAAUCUAUGAAGGAGAUGACUGCUUUAAAGAGCUCAGCUCUGUUUCUUUCCAGUUCAGGAUAGGAGAUGUUGAUGACACUAAAUCCUUCCUGCUAGAAGUGUGUUGGCCAGAGAACUAUCCUGAAACUGCACCGCACAUAUCAUUAGAUACUUUUUUCAACAACAGAAUAUCGCUGGAGACAAAGCAGUACAUUCUCUCGAAGAUGAGCGAACAGGUGGAGGCCAACCUCGGCACUGCCAUGAUGUACACACUUUUUGAGUGGGCCAAAGAGAACCAGGAAACACUCAUGGAAAACCAUCAGCCUGUGACAACCGCUGUGACCUUGAUGUCCAACAGCGAUGUCAUGAAUAAUUCCACCUCUGUCAGUAAGAAGAAGAAGGAGAAGAAAGAGCAACUAACCAAAUCACAGAAGAGGAAACUGAUUGGAAAAACAGAUAAUAAGGGUGAACUACCAAGAGGUUGGAACUGGGUAGAUGUUAUUAAGGUAAGUUCAAAUAGAAUGAUUUUCUACAAAUGCCAUUUGAUGCUUAAAAUAUAAAUGCACAUUCUUAAGGCCCCUGAUGUACUCAUGGCGAUG
Molecule: messenger RNA, 806 nt
Organism: Rhinichthys klamathensis goyatoka
Lineage: Eukaryota; Metazoa; Chordata; Actinopteri; Cypriniformes; Leuciscidae
Gene: rwdd4
Product: RWD domain containing 4
Exons: 6
Coding region: 183-767 (194 amino acids)
Molecular function (GO): protein binding
Source: RefSeq, a predicted model, not a curated record